Molecule: messenger RNA, 777 nt
Organism: Miscanthus lutarioriparius
Lineage: Eukaryota; Viridiplantae; Streptophyta; Magnoliopsida; Poales; Poaceae
Source: the annotation of a GenBank genome assembly
AUGGCAAGGCCUGAAGGGUCUAUUGCAGAAGCAUAUGUCGCUGUUGAGUGCUUGACUAUUUGCUCAAGGUACUUUGGUGAUGAUGUUGAGACACGACAUAAUCAGGAGGGCAGGAAUAGAGAACGUGUUGACGGACAGUUACGUGCUAUGAUGAAUGCAAAGCCAACAGGUGCUGCAAAGCAAACGGGUGCUGCUAGUGAAGACUCUGGUUCAUUAUAUAAACCUGGAGAUGAGGACAUGGAACAAGGAGUUGAUAAGGAGGCAAUGCUGGAUUUGGAGCUUGAACUUAACAACAAUAUGCCAAAUAAUGUCUCCAAGAAUAUCGGAGGAUCAGGAACAUCAAAGAGAGUGACGGCAAUACCGGAGGAGCAAAGUCAAUCAACUAGAAUCACUAGGAAGAGGGCAAGGGAAUUAUCUGAACCUACUGAAGUUUGCCAUGUUCUAGCUACAGACCCACAAGAUGGUGCCAUAGAUCAAGAGCGGGAGCGCGUCCUCGCGCUGCAACCUUGUCGGCUCCUUGGUGUUGACGGUGAUGACGUCGCGCGGCAGCGUACUGCUGUCGCUGUCGUCGAGGGCCAAUUUGACGAUGACGACCAGAGGAUAGUCGUUAUCGUCCUUCUAUUGUUCCUCCAGAACAGCGUUGUCGACGAUGUCGACGUUGGCGCGCGGCGCUGGUGUGAUGUCAGGGGCGCUGGUGACGAGAGCGAGGGCGCCCGGCAGCGUGGCCGCGUGCUGCUGCGUUGCUGCUGGCGUGGUCACGGUUGCCGUCGUUGUUGA